Molecule: messenger RNA, 4551 nt
Organism: Pipistrellus nathusii (Nathusius's pipistrelle)
Lineage: Eukaryota; Metazoa; Chordata; Mammalia; Chiroptera; Vespertilionidae
Source: the annotation of a GenBank genome assembly
AUGGCCCGGCGGCAGCGCCACCGCAGGACGCAGGGAAGCCAGCUAGCGAGUGGCGGCGGCGACGGCGGGCGGGCGGCGGUGGCAGUUCGCGGAGAGGAGGGUGACUGCUCCGAGGCCGGGUGGCGAUCGGGCGGAGACCUCGGUUCCUUUCUUCGCAUGAUCCCCUCGAUGGUGAAGUUAGACAUUCAUACUCUGGCCCAUCAUCUCAAGCAGGAACGCUUAUAUGUGAACUCUGAGAAACAACUCAUUCAGAGGCUCAAUGCAGAUGUGCUUAAGACAGCUGAAAAGCUGUAUCGUACAGCAUGGAUUGCUAAGCAACAGAGGAUUAAUUUGGAUCGACUUAUCAUAACCAGUGCUGAAGCUUCCCCUGCUGAAUGUUGCCAACAUGCCAAGAUUUUGGAAGAUACGCAGUUUGUUGAUGGAUAUAAGCAAUUGGGAUUCCAGGAGACUGCUUAUGGAGAAUUCUUGAGUCGAUUAAGGGAAAAUCCUCGUCUCAUUGCCUCCUCUCUGGUUGCUGGAGAGAAACUCAGUCAGGAGAACACACAGAGUGUUAUAUACACAGUUUUUACCUCCCUCUACGGCAACUGCAUUAUGCAAGAAGAUGAAAGCUACCUCCUUCAGGUUUUGAGAUACUUGAUUGAAUUUGAACUUAAAGAAAGUGACAACCCCAGGCGACUCUUGAGGAGAGGAACUUGUGCCUUCAGCAUCUUAUUUAAACUUUUUUCUGAAGGACUGUUUUCUGCCAAACUUUUCCUCACGGCUACUUUACAUGAGCCAAUCAUGCAGCUGCUUGUGGAAGAUGAAGAUCAUCUGGAAACAGAUCCAAAUAAACUCAUCGAGAGAUUCUCCCCAUCUCAACAGGAAAAACUCUUCGGAGAGAAAGGCUCAGAUCGAUUCAAGCAGAAGGUCCAAGAGAUGGUGGAUUCCAAUGAGGCCAAACUGGUGACUUUGGUGAACAAGUUUAUCGGUUAUCUCAAACAGAACACAUACUGCUUUCCACACAGUCUGAGGUGGAUCGUGUCACAGAUGUACAAAACUCUCUCCUGUGUAGACAGACUGGAAGUUGGGGAGGUCAGGGCCAUGUGCACUGACCUCCUGUUGGCUUGCUUCAUUUGCCCUGCAGUUGUCAAUCCGGAACAGUAUGGAAUCAUUUCCGAUGCUCCUAUUAAUGAGGUGGCAAGAUUCAAUCUGAUGCAGGUCGGCCGCCUGCUGCAGCAGUUAGCAAUGACUGGCUCGGAAGAGGGGGAUCCCCGGACCAAGGGCAGUCUCGGAAAAUUUGACAAAAGCUGUGUUGCUGCUUUCCUCGAUAUUGUGAUUGGGGGCCGUGCUGUGGAAACCCCGCCAAUGUCCUCUGUGAAUCUUCUGGAAGGAUUGAGCAGAACUGUGGUUUAUAUAACCUACAGUCAGCUCAUUACUCUGGUGAACUUUAUGAAGAGUGUGAUGUCUGGAGACCAACUGAGAGAAGAUAGAAUGGCUCUUGACAAUUUAUUGGCAAACCUGCCCCAGGCAAAGCCAGGGAAAAGCAGCAGUUUGGAAAUGACUCCCUACAAUACUCCUCAGUUGUCUCCGGCAACCACUCCAGCAAAUAAAAAGAAUCGAUUGCCUAUAGCAACCCGGAGCAGAAGCCGCACCAAUGUGCUAAUGGACUUGCAUAUGGACCACGAAGGGUCAUCUCAAGAAACCAUCCAGGAGGUGCAGCCGGAGGAAGUGCUGGUCAUUUCCUUAGGGACCGGUUCCCAGCUUACUCCAGGGAUGAUGUCAGAAAAUGAGGUCCUAAACAUGCAACUUUCGGAUGGAGGACAAGGAGAUGUCCCUGUUGAUGAAAACAAACUCCACGGUAAACCUGAUAAAACCUUGCGCUUUUCCCUCUGCAGUGAUAAUCUGGAAGGAAUAUCUGAAGGUCCUUCCAAUCGCUCCAAUUCAGUGUCCUCUCUUGACCUGGAAGGAGAGUCUGUGUCAGAACUGGGAGCAGGACCUUCGGGAAGUAACGGGGCUGAUGCUCUGCAGCUGCUGGAGCAUGAGCAAGCCACCACACAGGAUAAUCUUGAUGACAAGCUGAGGAAGUUCGAAAUCCGGGACAUGAUGGGACUGACGGAUGACAGGGACAUAUCGGAAACAGUGAGUGAGACCUGGAGCACAGAUGUCUUGGGAAGUGAUUUUGACCCUAACAUUGACGAAGAUCGUUUGCAAGAAAUUGCAGGUGCAGCAGCAGAGAACAUGUUAGGCAGUUUACUGUGCCUGCCAGGGUCAGGGUCAGUGCUUCUUGACCCCUGCACUGGUUCUACCAUAUCAGAGACAACAAGCGAAGCUUGGAGUGUAGAGGUUUUGCCAAGUGACUCAGAGGCCCCAGAUCUAAAGCAGGAGGAGCGCCUGCAGGAAUUGGAGAGCUGUUCGGGACUGGGUAGCACAUCUGAUGAUACGGAUGUCAGGGAGGUCAGUUCCCGCCCCAGCACACCAGGCCUCAGUGUUGUGUCGGGCAUAAGUGCCACCUCUGAGGAUAUUCCCAAUAAGAUUGAAGACCUGAGAUCUGAGUGCAGCUCUGACUUUGGGGGUAAAGACUCUGUCACUAGUCCAGACAUGGAUGAAGUGACUCAUGGCGCCCACCACAUGACCUCUCCCCCUUCUCAGUCAGAGUCUCUGCUCGCCAUGUUUGACCCACUGUCUUCACAUGAAGGGGCUUCUGCUGUGGUAAGGCCAAAAGUCCACUAUGCCAGGCCUUCGCAUCCACCACCAGAUCCUCCGAUCCUGGAAGGGGCUGUGGGAGGAAAUGAGGCCAGGCCGCCAAAUUUUGGUUCCCAUGGUUUAACUCCCGCCGAAAUGGAGGCAUUCAAGCAGCGGCAUUCUUACCCCGAGAGAUUAGUUCGCAGCAGGAGCUCGGACAUAGUGUCUUCGGCCCGGAGGCCCAUGAGUGACCCCAGCUGGAACCGCCGCCCAGGGAAUGAAGAGCGAGAGCUCCCUGCAGCUGCAGCCAUUGGUGCUACCUCCUUGGUGGCUGCACCUCAUUCGUCAUCUUCAUCCCCGAGUAAGGACUCCUCCAGAGGAGAGACUGAAGAACGCAAAGAUAGCGAUGAUGAGAAAUCAGACAGGAACAGACCUUGGUGGAGAAAGCGUUUUGUUUCUGCCAUGCCUAAAGCUCCCAUACCAUUUAGAAAGAAAGAAAAACAAGAAAAAGACAAAGAUGAUCUGGGGCCUGACAGAUUCUCAACACUCACAGAUGAUUCCAGCCCUCGGCUCAGCGCACAAGUUCAGGCCGCUGAGGACAUUCUGGACAAAUACAGGAACGCCAUUAAGCGAACCAGCCCCAGUGAAGGAGCAAUGGGCAGCUAUGACAAUGCAGAGGUUGUGGGUGACGGGGAAAGUGCACACGAUUCUCCUCGGGACGAAGCUCUGCAAAACAUCUCCGCGGACGACCUCCCGGACUCCGCGAGCCAAGCGGCCCACCCUCAGGACUCCGCCUACUCUUACAGAGAUGCAAAAAAGAAACUGAGGCUUGCUCUCUGCUCUGCGGACUCUGUUGCUUUCCCAGUGCUAAGCCAUUCAACAAGGAAUGGUUUGCCAGAUCACACAGACCCAGAAGAGAAUGAAAUUGUAUGCUUCUUAAAAGUUCAAAUAGCCGAAGCAAUUAAUUUACAAGAUAAGAACUUAAUGGCUCAACUGCAGGAAACUAUGCGUUGUGUGUGCCGCUUUGAUAACAGGACUUGCAGGAAACUGCUGGCCUCCAUCGCCGAGGACUACAGGAAAAGGGCCCCCUACAUCGCUUACCUCACCCGCUGUCGCCAAGGACUGCAGACCACGCAGGCUCACCUGGAGAGGCUGCUGCAGAGGGUGCUGCGGGACAAGGAGGUGGCCAAUCGGUACUUCACCACCGUCUGUGUGCGGCUGCUGCUGGAGAGCAAGGAGAAGAAGAUCAGGGAGUUCAUCCAAGACUUUCAGAAACUCACAGCAGCUGAUGAUAAAACUGCUCAGGUAGAAGACUUCCUGCAGUUCCUCUACGGCGCCAUGGCCCAGGACGUCAUCUGGCAGAACGCGAGCGAGGAGCAGCUGCAGGACGCGCAGCUGGCCAUCGAGCGGAGCGUGAUGAACCGCAUCUUCAAGCUUGCUUUCUACCCCAAUCAGGAUGGGGACAUUCUCCGUGACCAGGUUCUCCAUGAACAUAUCCAGAGAUUGUCGAAAGUGGUGACUGCCAACCACAGAGCGCUGCAGAUCCCGGAGGUUUAUCUUCGGGAGGCGCCGUGGCCAUCCGCGCAGUCGGAGAUCAGAACCAUCAGCGCUUACAAGACCCCACGGGACAAGGUGCAGUGCAUCCUGCGGAUGUGCUCCACCAUCAUGAACCUGCUGAGCCUGGCCAACGAGGACUCGGUCCCCGGGGCGGACGACUUCGUCCCCGUGCUGGUGUUCGUGCUGAUAAAGGCAAACCCUCCCUGUCUGCUGUCCACUGUCCAGUACAUCAGCAGCUUCUAUGCCAGCUGUCUGUCCGGAGAGGAGUCCUACUGGUGGAUGCAGUUCACAGCAGCGGUGGAAUUCAUUAAAACUAUCGAUGACCGGAAGUGA